This is a messenger RNA of Coffea arabica (coffee), 1881 nucleotides long. Its product is annotated as thioredoxin-like fold domain-containing protein MRL7 homolog, chloroplastic. The record is from RefSeq and is a predicted model, not a curated record. Gene Ontology annotation, cellular component: chloroplast stroma. NCBI's taxonomy places the organism in Eukaryota, Viridiplantae, Streptophyta, Magnoliopsida, Gentianales, Rubiaceae. Gene Ontology annotation, biological process: regulation of DNA-templated transcription; chloroplast organization.
AUAAUUAGAAAAUAAAUGGCUUAUCCACAAUCCAGACACAAUUCUUAAACCCACCAAAAACCUCCGCUCCCAAAUGGGGCAAUUACAAGCAGCGCAAUUUAAGGUGUGAGAAUCCAUCGGAUAUCUCUCUGUCCAUGCGUAUCAGUACUCAGUACUAGUCUUGUCAUAUCCCUGGAAACGUUGGCUACCUCUGGGUAGUUUUCUGGUCGUUUUGGUGGGGACUGGUGACGUCUGGGUAGACCAUGUUUCGAUAUGUGACAACGAAAUUGCAAAUUUCCAGGGACUGGAUAUAGUGAAAAAAGGCUCAUCCUUUGCAGGGUAAACUUUCUGUUCUGUUGAGCUGUGUUUUCGUAAGGAGAAAUUUUACGAAAAGAUCCUGUGAAAGAUCUGAACUUUGAGUUUAUUGAAGUGAAAACAAAGAAAUGCUCGUUGCUACAUUAAAUACUAGCCUUCCCUUCCUCUCUUUUUCAUCAUUUUCAUCCUGUGAUACAAUCGUUCAAGCUAUAUGUAGCUAUCCACGUUGUUCAAAUGUCUUGUUUCCAUAUUGGCGGGAACACAAGCUGUUAUCUAGAAGUCUGAUUUGUUUAGCCAGCUCGAAGAAUGCUGGCUCAAGUCCUGUUCCUAAUCCCAGCCAAAAUCCUGAUUCAAAACCUAAAAAGCCAAAUCCCCGGACACGUGAAUCUAAAGCACCCAAAGAUAAAGAUAAAAAUCUGAAGAAUAUAUUCCCCACGACAAUUCCUAAAAAGCCAAGGCGUGGUCGUAGGAGUGAAGCAGCUGCAGUUGAGGAUUUUAUUCGUGAUUCUCUGGAGCGGACAUUUGCAUCAAUCAAAGAACAGGACUUUGAAAUCUUGAAAGACAAGGAAAGCAUCAUAAAGGAGAGGGUAGAUGAGGAGAGUGGUUCUGAUCAUAGUAGUGACGAUGAAGAUCAUGGUAAUGGGAGUAGAGAGAAAAACAUGGUAAUGGAGGAGGAGGAUCCAAAUUGGCCUCUCGAUGCAGAUGUGGGCUGGGGAAUUAGGGCAUCGGAAUAUUUUGAGCAGCAUCCCAUCAGAAAUGUUGUUGGAGAAGAUGGUGUUGAGAUUGAUUGGGAAGGGGAGAUUGAUUAUGGGUUGGUCAAGGAGAUAAAUUGUCUUGAAUGGGAAAGCUUUGCAUUUCGUCCAAGCCCCUUAAUUGUUCUUGUUUUUGAAAGAUACAACAGGGCAAGUGAAAACUGGAAAGUUUUGAAGGAGCUUGAGAAAGCAGCAGAGGUCUUUUGGAAAGCCAAGGAUCGGUUGCCUCCUCGGACAGUAAAGCUAGACAUCAACAUUGAGAGGGAUCUGGCAUAUGCUCUUAAAGUUAAAGAAUGUCCACAAAUAUUGUUCUUACGUGGUAACCGGAUAUUGUACAGGGAAAAAGAGCCACGGAGAUCUGAUGAGCUGGUACAGAUGAUUGCACAUUUCUAUUAUAAUGCAAAAAAGCCUAUGUGCAUUAAUGAUGCUUUUUUGUCUCCACCAUGUUAGUUAAGUGGAGGAACGGUUGAACCAUUCAUUGAUAACAUGGUUGAUAAGCGAUACCGUCUGAAAGUUCCCUUUGAUGUUAGCAAUUCCAAAGGGAGAAAAGUUGAUAAGCAAUUGCACUCCAAGUAAAUGAACUGGCACCUCUUAGUAGAUAAGAAUGUAUUGUACUCUAAAUUGCUGUAUUUCCCUGGCUUAAGCCUCAAGCAAGUUAAUUGUACCUCCUCAUUUCUCCUCCUUUCCUCACAACCACCAGGAAGAGUUUAGCUACUCCUAGAUUUAUUGUAUAUUUAGAAACUAGAUCUCUGUAUGUCUUUGUACAUUUCUUACUGGUUGUGUUUAAUAUAAUCCAACUUGAGUAGACUUAUCCUCAGGGUGUGAAUUUAGCCUA